GUCAUCAUGUUUAUUUUGUUUGGGGCUUUCUGUUAUAAAAACUAACACCCCAACUCGCCACCACCGCCAUUUUUUCGAAAUGGAUCAUCGGGCUCUUAUUCUCUUCGUUGUUUCCUCUCUCCUCUUCGUCUCGUCGAUCUCGUCGGAGGAGACGGUUGACGACGGAGAUUUGUUGAUCCGGCAGGUGGUCGACGGCGUGCGGUUGGGAGCAGAGCAUCACUUUUCUGAGUUCAAGCGUAGGUUCGGGAAGGCGUAUUCUUCCAGGGAAGAGCACGAUUACAGGUUCAAGGUAUUCGAGGCUAACUUGCGCCGAGCUCGUCGUCACCAGAACCUUGAUCCUUCCGCGGUUCACGGUGUGACUCGUUUCUCGGAUCUUACACCUUCGGAGUUUCGAAAGAAUGUUUUGGGACUCAGAGGUCUGAGGUUGCCUUCCGAUGCAAACAAGGCUCCCAUUCUCCCAACAGAUAAUCUUCCCGCCGAUUUUGAUUGGAGAGAUAACGGAGCAGUUACCCCUGUCAAAAAUCAGGGUUCGUGUGGAUCGUGUUGGAGCUUCAGCACUACUGGGGCCCUCGAAGGUGCUCACUUCCUCGCUACCGGGGAACUUGUUAGUCUUAGCGAGCAGCAGCUCGUCGAUUGUGAUCACGAGUGUGAUCCAGAUGAACCAGGUUCCUGCGACUCUGGUUGCAAUGGUGGAUUGAUGAAUAGUGCUUUUGAAUACAUCCUUAAAUCUGGUGGGGUCAUGCGGGAGGAAGACUACCCUUAUUCUGGUACCGAUCGCGGAACCUGCAAAUUUGACAAAGCAAAGAUUGCAGCAUCAGUGGCAAACUUCAGUGUCGUCUCCCUUGAUGAAGACCAGAUUGCUGCGAAUCUUGUGAAAAAUGGCCCUCUUGCAGUGGCCAUCAAUGCAGUAUUUAUGCAGACAUAUAUAGGUGGAGUAUCAUGCCCAUACAUAUGUUCAAGGCGGCUGGAUCACGGGGUCUUGCUGGUGGGAUAUGGUUCUGGAGGCUAUUCACCCAUCCGGAUGAAGGAUAAGCCAUAUUGGAUCAUUAAAAAUUCCUGGGGAGAGACCUGGGGAGAAAAUGGAUACUACAAGAUAUGCCAGGGACGAAAUAUAUGCGGUGUGGACUCCAUGGUUUCAACUGUCGCCGCCGUUCAUACCACCACUACUCAGUAGGAUGUUAACGUAGUUGACCUUGUCAAAUGUCUAUGUAUCUUUUUACCGUAAAACAUCAAUCAUUGCCCACAUUUUAAAGUGGUGUCAAAGCUGUUAAUCUAUGUAUGCAAUCUUGAAAACAGUUUGUAGACCAACUUUAUGAACGUUGAAAUUGUUUUUCAA
This is a messenger RNA of Gastrolobium bilobum, 1336 nucleotides long. Its product is annotated as cysteine protease RD19A. The coding region runs from base 80 to 1174 and encodes 364 amino acids. The transcript has 4 exons. The record is from RefSeq and is a predicted model, not a curated record. Lineage: Eukaryota; Viridiplantae; Streptophyta; Magnoliopsida; Fabales; Fabaceae. Gene Ontology annotation, molecular function: cysteine-type endopeptidase activity. Gene Ontology annotation, cellular component: lysosome.